CCGGGAGGGCAGUGCCGAACCGACCGUCAAGACAUGAGGAGUGCGACGCUCUGGUCCGCCCCUCGCUCCCGGCCUUGUAUCGACGUGGUGGUGCCGUGCCUCUCUGCCUGGCUGCACAUUGCUCACACUACCGACUAAUCAGUGGUGCACGGAAAGAAAGGAUUGCUGUUCACUUUCACUCUGGUGGGGGAGUGUGGAGUGGAGUGGCGGGGAAGGGGAGUGUUGCUGUUACUAUUACUGUGGUGGUUGCGGUGCAGGGAAGGGAGGUGAGGGAGUGACUGGACAGCUAAAGAACCAUGACCUGCACCUUCCAUCACCUCGUGCACUGUCGCAUGUAACUCUGCAAAACUCCCUCUCAGAGCUUCAGUGGAAGGGAAAGGUUCCAGUGCCCCUCAAACAUUCAUCCUCAACCGGCACCUGUAACUUCCCUCGCACUUCUAUCAUGACGUGAGCCCGACUGUGGGGCGAGACCAUGUUGAUCUGCGCACUAGCCACCCUCGUGCUGCCUCUGCUGGGCUCAGGCCUGGUGGCGCCGGUGGGCGGGGAGGCAGGAGGAGGAGGGAGGAAGACGCUGGCAGUGAUGGAGGUGGUGGAGGGAGCUGAAGGGGAUGGGGACGGCGAGGGCGAGGAGGGCGGGGAUGGUGGUGACUCCCUGCUGGCUUUCCCCGACGACUCCCCUGCCUAUGAGCUCGACCAGCCGUACUUCGAUUACGAGGAGAGCGCCAACGUCACUGCCUUGCUGGAGAAGACGGCACUGCUCAACUGUCGCGUCAAGAACAUCGGGAACCAGACGGUGUCGUGGGUGCGGCACCGAGACAUUCACCUGCUGACAGUUGGUCGCUUCACCUACACCUCGGACGAGCGGUUCUCUGCCCGACACACCGCAGGCUCCCAAGACUGGAUGCUGCUGAUUCACUACUUGCAGAAGCGGGAUGAAGGCAUCUACGAGUGUCAGAUUUCCACCACGCCUCCCGCCAGCCACUUCAUCCACCUUUCCGUCGUGGAGCCCGAGACAGAGAUCGUGGGCGGGCCAGACGUGUACAUCAACACCGGGAGCCGCCUCUCUCUCACCUGCAGCGUCAAAUACAGCCCAGAGCCGCCAGCCUUCAUAUUCUGGUACCACAAUGAUAAGCUGGUGAGUUAUGACCGGACGCGUGCAGGGGUGGUGGUGUCAACGGAGCGCGGCGUGGUGAGCACCUCUCGGCUACUGGUCCAGGUAGCAGACACGCGCCACUCCGGCAAGUACACCUGCUCGCCCGCCAACUCUAAGCCCAAGAAUGUCACUGUUCACGUUAUUGCCGGAGACCAGCCCGCCGCUAUUGUUCAUGAAAACCACGGCAGUGUCGGGUUACCCUCUCACUCCCUGCUCUUUAUUUGCCUUUUUUGCAUCAUGUUUUCGUUCUCCAUCAUCACCUUCACUUCUGUGUCUCCUUAAAAAAUGCAUUCUGAGAAACACACACACACACACACACACACACACACACACACACACACACACACACACACACACACACACACACACACACACACACACACACACAUACACACACAAUC
Portunus trituberculatus (swimming crab) is the source of this 1554-nucleotide messenger RNA. Its product is annotated as contactin-2-like. Gene Ontology annotation, biological process: synapse organization. Lineage: Eukaryota; Metazoa; Arthropoda; Malacostraca; Decapoda; Portunidae. The coding region runs from base 473 to 1435 and encodes 320 amino acids. The transcript is spliced from 7 exons. Gene Ontology annotation, cellular component: neuron projection membrane. The record is from RefSeq and is a predicted model, not a curated record.